Molecule: messenger RNA, 879 nt
Organism: Chaetomium strumarium
Lineage: Eukaryota; Fungi; Ascomycota; Sordariomycetes; Sordariales; Chaetomiaceae
Product: 50S ribosomal protein L30e-like protein
Exons: 2
Coding region: 1-879 (292 amino acids)
Biological process (GO): ribosome biogenesis
Cellular component (GO): ribonucleoprotein complex
Source: RefSeq, a predicted model, not a curated record
AUGGCGACAGACGGGAAGGUCGAUGUCGUCGACGACAAGAAGCUGAAGAAGGAAAAGAAGAGCAAGGACAAGUCGGAGAAGAAGGAGAAGAAGGAUAAGAAGGAGAAGAAGCGCAGCGAGAGCGAAGGCGUGCACAAGGAGAAGAAAGACAAGAAAAAGGAGAAAGCGAAGCAAGAUAAGCUUGCGCGUGCCCUUGAUGCCCACUUACAAGCCGAUGCCGCGGCGUCAGUCGCGGCUGAGGGUGAGAUGGUCGAAGUCGAUCCUGAGGAUAUCAUCAAGCCCGCCGAGGACCUCGUGCCAUUUGCGCUGCCGCUGGCCGAUGACAAGACACACAAGAAGAUAUACAAGCUUAUCAAGAAGGGCGCCAAGCUCAAGUCCAUCCACCGCGGUGUGAAAGAAUGCGAGAAGGCCAUCAAGAAGUGUCCCGUCAAGACAGCCGCCUCGGGCGAGAUCCCCGCUCCAGGGCUGGUCAUCAUCGCGGGCGACAUCUCGCCCAUGGACGUCAUCAUGCACUUUCCGAUCCUGUGCGAGGAGCACGGUGUGCCGUACCUCUACGUGCGGUCGCGGGCGGAUCUGGGUGUGGCGGCGUGCACGAAGCGAGCGACCAGCGUGGUGAUGCUCAAGCCUGAGGGCAAGAAGGGCGGGAACAACGACGCUAACAAUGCCAACGACAAGGGCAAGAAGAAGGAUGACGAUGCGGAGAUGGAGGACGGCGAGGAUAAGAAGGUCAGCGCCGAGGAGUAUCUCAAGUCGUGGAAGGAGCUGGUCAAGGCUGCGGAGAAGGAGUGGCAGGUGCAGGUGCAGCCGUGGGUCAAGGGCGUUCACCCGUUGCAAAUUGCCACGAGGGAGAAGUCGAGGCUGCUCGAAGCCAGCUCUUGA